This is a messenger RNA of Capsella rubella, 1416 nucleotides long. Its product is annotated as F-box protein At4g00893. The record is from RefSeq and is a predicted model, not a curated record. Gene Ontology annotation, molecular function: protein binding. Lineage: Eukaryota; Viridiplantae; Streptophyta; Magnoliopsida; Brassicales; Brassicaceae.
UCCAAAACGACAACAAAACCCUAAAAAAGCUCUUGAGGAUGCUGCCAGUGUCGUUGUCCCGUCAAAGUCCACCGCCGUCUCCGAAGAUGGCGUCACCUUCUUCGCCGUCUCCGAAGAUGGCCUCACCUUCUUCGCCGUCUCCGAAGAUGGCGUCACCUUCUUCGCUGUCUCCUACCACCGUCUCACGUAUAGGAGCCCAGGAUCCUGUGAUCUCCGAUCAGCCUGUCUCCGAUCCAAGUUUCGCUGAGCUGCCAACAGACGUCCUUGGUCUCAUAAUGUCUUCUCUUGUCUUGAAAGACAACAUCCGUGCAUCCGCGGUUUGCAAAUCAUGGUGUGGAGCGGCGGUAUCGGUCCGGGUAGUGGAAAAGUACCCAUUGCUUAUGUACUUUCCUAAACGUGGCAACUUGUUUGAACUCCGGGAUCCGUUACAGCAGAAGACGUACACUUUGGAUCUGCCAGAGUUAGCUAGAUCCACUGUGUGUUACGCCAAAGAUGGCUGGCCACUUAUGCUUAAACAGGGAUGGAGACUCUUUAUGCGGCUGUUCUUCUUCAACCCGUUUACCCGGGAGAUGGUAACAUUGCCAAACAUUUAUGAGGCUUUUGAUAAGGUAGCAUUCUCUUGUCCUCCAACAUCAGACAAAUGUGUGUUGGUAGCGCUAAACUUUCUCCAUGGGCAUGUCAAGGUCAGCACUUGCCAUCCUGGUGCAACUGAGUGGACUACUGAAUCCUUCCCUAGUUUUCUAAGACUGUUUCGUAACCAGAGCAACCUUGUGUAUCGAGAAGAUCGAUUCUAUACCUUCAACGCAAAGGGAACUUUGUAUAGCUUUCAUCCAUCUUCCCGAACAUGGAAUCAUAGAUGUGCAGAUAGACUGGUAUGCCCUUAUAUCUACGAUAGAGAGAAAUAUGGUUGGAAUGAAAAAUCAGUUGCUUUGAUAGAGAAGAAAGGAGAACUUGUCAUGUUUACAAGCGGCAAGGAGAAGCCAUUGGUGUACAAAUUGAUCUCUAUGAGGUGGGAGGAGAUAAGUAGGACUCAUCUUGAUGGCAUGACAAUCUUUGUCAGUUAUUACAACGCUGAGCUGAGAACUAAUCUUCUUCAUGCAUGGAUGAGGAACAAUGUCUACUUUUCAAGGUAUAAUAAAAAUCGCCAACGUUGUGUAACCUACUCGUAUGAUGAGAGAAGUUACAAUCCGAGCAAUGAAUGGCAGAGGUGGAGAGAGCUAUGUCCUCAGAAAACCAUAUGGAUCGAUCAGCCUCCAGAGAAUGUGUGACCAAUUUAUAAGGUUUAUGUUUUUUUUUAUGGUGUUAGUGUGUAACUUGGCAUUUGGGAGUUCACACUGUUGUAAUAAAGAACCGUUUCAGCUUUUCUUAAUGUCUUUUGUUUUGUAAAAUUAAGAUUGAACCUUUUUUUAUUCUCCA